GAAGUAGCGACGAAGGAGGACCAAUCAGAGGCGUUUGAAGUUGAGUGUCUCGCCGGCAUCGUCAGGACUCGCAGGUGUGGAUUUUAACGCGUGUCGUGUUGAAGAUGUAAAUAUUGUAUUUUUACACGACGUGAUGUGGGACGUGGGACGAGCCAUUGAGCGUGAAAUCGACACAACUACCGUCAGGCCCAGAGAGGGCUGGCAGGUGUACAGCUCGGCCCAGGAUGCAGACGGCCGCUGCAUCUGCACGGUGGUGGCGCCAGAGCAAAGUUUGUGCUCCAGAGAUGCCAAAAGCAGGCAGCUCCGCCAUCUUCUCGAGCAGGUGCAGAACAUGUCUCAGUCCAUUGAGGUGCUGAACCUGCGAACCCAGAGGGACUUGCAGUACGUGAUGAAGAUGGAGAACCACAUGAAGGGUCUGAGGACCAAAUUCAGGCAGAUUGAGGAUGACAAGAAAGCUGUCGUGGCCAGAAACUUCCAGGAGCUCAAAGACAAGAUGGAGGAGCUGAAGCCAUUGAUCCCAGUGUUGGAGCAGUACAAGAUGGACGCUGCGCUGGUCUCCGACUUCAAAGAGGAAGUCAGGAACCUGUCGUCAGCGCUGACGAGCAUCCAGGAAGAAAUGGGCGCUCACGACUACGACAAACUCUACCAGCGUGUUGUGCGUCUGGACCACAGGCUGCGCAGCUGCAUGGGCAAGUUAACAUGCGGGAAAUUAAUGAAAGUCUCUGGACCCGUCACAGUCAAGACCUCUGGGACUCGGUUCGGGGCGUGGAUGACGGACUCGCUGGCGUCAACAAGACACAACAGAGUCUGGUACAUGGACGGUUACACCAACAGCAAGAUCGUCCGGGAGUUCCAAACAAUGGAGGACUUCAUGGCGGGGGUGGUGGCUCGCAGCUACAGCCUUCCCUUCAAAUGGGAAGGAACCAAUCACAUCGUCUACAACGGCUCUCUCUACUACAACAAGUACCAGAGCAACAUCAUCGUCAAGUACUGCUUCGAGACCGGCACAGUUCUGGCCCAGAGAGCUUUGGAAUUUGCCGGCUUCCACAACAUGUACCCGUACACGUGGGGAGGCUACUCUGACAUCGACAUCAUGGCGGACGAGCUGGGCAUGUGGGUGGCCUACGCCACCAACCAAAACGCCGGCAAUGUGGUCCUCUCCCAAAUGGACCCCGUCACCCUGCAGGUCCUGAACACCUGGAACACGGAGUACUCCAAAAGGAACGCGGGGGAGUCCUUUAUGAUCUGCGGGACUCUCUACAUCACCAACUCUCACCUGUCCGGUGCCAAGGUCUACUACGCCUACUCCACCAAGACGUCCACGUACGAGUACGUGGACAUUCCUUUCCUCAACCAGUACUUCCACAUCUCCAUGCUGGACUACAACGCCAGAGAGCGAGUGCUGUACGCCUGGAACAACGGACACCAGGUCUUGUUCAACGUCACCCUCUUCCACGUCAUAGAGACCGAUGACGGCUCUUAAAGCUCAUCACAGUUGUGGAGAAUGGCUGUAGUUUUCUAACAUGAAGACUGUUGAAUGGAGCAUGAAGAACAUCUCCAUUGUUGACUGGCAUCAAUGUGGAGCUUAUAUGUUUGCAUGUUGCUACAGCGUCUCAUCACACUGCAAUAUGAAGUCUAUUCUCUUGCUACUUAACCCCACUUUUUGACACUUAGAAAAAAUCCUGACUUUUUUACACUGUGACAAAAAAAUUCCGACUUUUUUGACAGUUAGAAAAAAUCCAGACUUUUUGACACUUAAAAAAAUCCCCACUUUUUGACAAAAAUAUCCCAACUUUGACACUUAGAAAAAAUCCAGACUUUUUGACACUUAGAAAAAAUCCAGACUAUUUGAUACUUGGAAAAAAAUCCCCACUUUUUAACACUUGUAAAAAAAAUCCAGGCUUUGAGACAAAAAAAUCCCCACUUUUUGACAAAACAAUUUCCGACAUUUUGACACUUGG
Molecule: messenger RNA, 1961 nt
Organism: Nerophis lumbriciformis (worm pipefish)
Lineage: Eukaryota; Metazoa; Chordata; Actinopteri; Syngnathiformes; Syngnathidae
Gene: olfm3a
Product: olfactomedin 3a
Biological process (GO): signal transduction
Source: RefSeq, a predicted model, not a curated record